UAUACGUAAGCACCUGGUCCAUUUGUAAAAGAAUUAGCAUAAUUGCUGAAAAAAGGAAAUACUGCUGAAACAGGAAAAUGGAUUUAUCUCGUGCACCAAACGAAAGGAAGUUGUAUCUUUGCAAAUGGUAUUUCAAAGCUGGUUUUGCGUUACUACCCUUCCUGUGGUCUAUCAAUACAGUCUGGUUCUUUAACGAGGCCUUCCGUAAACCCGCAUACGAUGAGCAAAAGGAAAUAAAAAAAUAUGUCAUAUUUUCUUUGGUUGGAACGUUAGUAUGGCUCAUCGCAAUUGUUUCGUGGAUUGUCACAUUCCAGCUUAAACGGACCGAUUGGGGAGAAUUUGCAGACAAUAUUAGUUUUAUCAUACCUCUGGGGCAAGCAUAGUAGUAAUGAAGGCAUGCACAAACGACUAGAAAAAUAAUUUAACUUAUAAUAAAAUUA
Molecule: messenger RNA, 440 nt
Organism: Anopheles nili
Lineage: Eukaryota; Metazoa; Arthropoda; Insecta; Diptera; Culicidae
Gene: pen-2
Product: gamma-secretase subunit pen-2
Exons: 4
Coding region: 78-383 (101 amino acids)
Biological process (GO): Notch receptor processing
Cellular component (GO): gamma-secretase complex
Source: RefSeq, a predicted model, not a curated record